CUUCACCAACAUGUCGGCAUAGGAGUUUUCAUCAAAACUUUACACUCAAUAUUUAAUACAUUUAGACGUCUAGCAGUUAGCAGUCAGAGGAAUAUGGUGUGUGAGAGUGGCAUAGACGUAUUUAAGCCCUUUCACAAUGGUUUAUGGCGUAAGUUUAUAGUUUUAAUGGUAUUUAUCAGCAUAAACUUCCCGGUGUGUGACAGUGAAGGAAUCAAGUCAGAGAGAUGUCUCAUCUGGGGUCCAGGGCUGAACCCCGACUCUGUUUUACCAGUCCGCUACUUCUUUAUUCAGGCGGUCAAUUCAAACGGACACAACCUGACCUUAUCUCCAGGUAAAGACACAUUUAAAGUGAGGAUAAGUCCAUUGGACAAGAAGGAGCACAUCCGUAUCCAUGUCCCUCCACCCCUGGACAGAGGAGACGGCUCCUUCCUGGUGAGAUACCGGCUCUACGGCUCUGUGCUGAGGGGCCUGAAGGUUGAGGUCCUCCACCAAGAUGCUGCUGUUGCCAAGUCACCCUACAUCAUCCAAGGUCCAGUCUAUCAUGAAUACUGCGACUGUCCAGAAUCCGAUGCUUCCGUUUGGCAGAGCAUCAUGCAGUGUCCUGCUGAGGAGCCUCAGAUUCUGGCUGACUUUAAAGCUUUUCCAGCAGUCAACCUGCAGUAUCUCAGACAAGAAGUGCCUAAGAGAUUCGCCAACAGAGGCGGCCUCAUUCACUACGCCAUCAUCAACAACCAGUUGUAUCGCAGCACCCUUGGAAAAUACACCGACUUCAAGAUGUUCUCUGAUGAAAUUCUGCUCUCUCUAACAAGAAAGGUGAGGGUGCCUGAUGUGGAGUUUUACAUCAAUGUUGGCGACUGGCCAUUGGAGACCAGGAGGGCGGAUGCUGUUCCAAUCUUGUCAUGGUGUGGCUCUACAGACACACGGGACAUUGUCCUCCCCACUUACGAGGUCACACACUCCACCCUGGAGACCAUGAGAGGUGUCACCAAUGACCUGCUGUCUGUCCAGGGACACACAGGGCCUCCGUGGGCGAACAAAACGGAUCGGGCAUUUUUCCGUGGCCGGGACAGUCGAGAGGAGCGUCUUCACCUGGUCUCUCUGUCCAAGAAAAACCCAGAGCUGCUGGACGCAGGCAUCACAGGAUGGUUCUUCUUCAGAGACAGAGAGAAACAUGUGGGCAAAGCACCGCUUGUUGGAUUCUUUGACUUCUUCAAGUAUAAGUACCAGGUGAACGUGGAUGGAACAGUGGCAGCAUAUCGGUUUCCGUACUUGAUGCUUGGCAACAGUCUUGUUCUGAAGCAGGACUCACAGUAUUAUGAAUUUUUCUACAUUCACCUUAAAGCCGGCAUCCAUUACAUCCCUGUGAAGAGAAACCUGUCGGACCUUUUGGAGAAAAUCAAAUGGGCCAAAGAGAACGACGCUGAAGCGCAAGAGAUGGCCAGGGUAGGUCAGACAGCAGCAAGAGAGCUGCUGCAGCCCAGCAGACUGUAUUGUUACUACUACAGAGUGCUGCACAUGUACUCAGAGCGGCAGACAGGACAGCCAACACGACACGCAAACAUGGAGUUUGUGCCUCAGCCAGAUGACAACACCGCUGAAUGCACAUGUAAGCGUAAAAUCCACAAAGAAGGAGCCAGUAUGAAGGAUGAGCUAUGAUGGAAUCAGUCUCUAGUCUUCGUCUUUUUUUUCUCUAAACAUUCCUAACAUAUAAAUAUUGAAUGUAAGUGGAUACUCAAAGUGGUACUCAAAAGAAAGUUAAACAUAAUUAGAAGUUUUGCCUUAAUUUUGAUAGCAAAAAAGUUUUAGGAAUGAUUGACAAUAAAAAUUCAGUCCUCUGCCAUUUCAAGGUGAGGUUGCAGAACAUUGCCCUCGAACUUGUAAUGCCACUCUUUCACUGAAAACACAACAAGCAACAGCGAAGUGCGGCCUGCGGCAAGCUGCCACGCAUUGUCCAUGAAAAGCUGCGGCAGCCAUUUCAAGCUGCAGCCGUUUGAUUCCGUGGUGAAGUGUGGCUAAACUAAAAGCUGGGGAUAGUUUAACUUUUAGCACUGACUUGCAGCCAGAGAAUACCCUCAACUAAUCAGUGAACAGAAUCCUGUGACUGCUGUGACAUGUUGGCCCAUGUUACAAAGAAUAUCUUCCCAUGUGAAACACACGAACACGCCUCCCAGCUGCAGGAAAAUGUAUUUUUUUCUUAGAGCCGCACUUCGCCCCUGCUUGGUGUUUUUUGGUCUGUUACUUUUUAAUACUGUGUGAUUUUUUUUGUUUUUUGUACCUUUUGUAAAGCCCUGGUUAGUGAUGUUUUGUAAGUGUGCCUUUGCAUUGGAUAUUUGUAUGCAGUAUUGUCUUAAAACAAAUACAUCCAAAAUAAAUGGUAUUUUUGACA
Epinephelus fuscoguttatus (brown-marbled grouper) is the source of this 2386-nucleotide messenger RNA. It is a transcript of the gene poglut3, whose product is annotated as protein O-glucosyltransferase 3. Gene Ontology annotation, cellular component: endomembrane system. The record is from RefSeq and is a predicted model, not a curated record. Bases 94 to 1656 code for a protein of 520 amino acids. Gene Ontology annotation, molecular function: protein binding; glucosyltransferase activity. The transcript has 6 exons. Lineage: Eukaryota; Metazoa; Chordata; Actinopteri; Perciformes; Serranidae.